UUGAAGUUUUUCGAGAAUAUUCGAUCAAAAAAAAUUCUAAUAUACAUACAGUGUGAGGCAUUACUUCCCUAUUGGAACCCUAUUAAUAAUUCCACAAAUUCUAAGUGUAAAAAUCGAUAUUUUUGGUGUGAGGCAGUUUAAUUAUUACUUAUAACUACUUCAUAUUAUACAGUGUUAGUCAAAAAUACGUCUACUUUUAUAAAACGUGAAAAAACUGUUUUAAAUCUUCUCGUUGAUACGAGGGUUGCUCCAAAACGUGUGAUUUAAAGGCAACCGAUUAUUUUAGUUUGUAGAAAAACGUUGAUUACAUUUUUUUUACGCGAAAAACUCAUUUUAAAUAUUUAUAAUACCCUUUAAAUGAUAUAAAUCGAAACGCCGCUGGUUUUUCUUUAUUAUUAAAGUAAAUAUUCCAUUAUGUUUACAUGUUUUUUAGGAUUAUUCAUUACGGGAAAAAACUUGUGAUGUGUAAGUUUCUCAAUUAAAAUUUACUCUACAAAUAGAGCUCAAUUAACUAAUCUGAAAAAAUUAAAUUUAAUAUUGAAUAAACAUUCGUCGAAUAUCUCGACAAAUUACGCAGUCAUUUUACGUGGGGGUUCCGUUGAAUCGACAUUUUGUCAUAGCCAGUGAUCGAUAUCGUCGAAAUGGCCGACGAAAACCAGACGAAAAUAAAAAUCGAACGCCCCUUGUAUGAACAUAAUCAGUUGAGACAAAAUUUUCGUUACGAAAAAGACAAAAAAAACCUAAUACAUAGAUUAUGCCCUGGGAAAGUUUCUAUUAGAAAAAUUGUUACUAGAACGAUUCCUGUGUUGAAAUGGUUACCGAAAUAUGAUUGGAAAAAGGAUUUUUUAGCUGAUUUAGCUUCUGGAUACACAGUGGCCGUCAUGCACAUACCACAGGGUAUGGCUUACGCCCUUUUGGGCAACGUACCACCGGUGGUAGGUAUAUACAUGGCGAUAUUUCCCGUUCUGGUAUACUUUUUUUUCGGUACGUCGAAACACGCUUCUAUGGGUACGUUUUCUAUUGCCUGUUUGAUGACGGGUAAGGCGGUUUUGGAGCAUGCCGAUCAAUCUUUUUUGGAAACUACGGCUUCUGGAAAUAAUGAUACAGUGACUGUGAUUAGUGUGGGUUACACGCCCAUCCAAGUGGCUACGGCGGUUACUUUCGUAACAUCAGUAGUUCAACUCAUUAUGUAUUGUUUACGUUUGGGGGCGGUAACCGCCCUUUUAUCCGACGUACUAGUUAAAUCUUUUACUUGCGGAGCGGCUUUUCAAAUAGUCGCUACCCAAAUAAAAGAUCUCAUCGGUGUGGAUAUGCCUAGUUUCAAAGGAAACUUCAUCACAGUUAAGAUAUUGAAAAUAGUGUUCGAGGAAUUGAACGAAGUUAAUUGGGCUGCGGUGAUUAUAUCGGCGAUAGCAAUAAUUGUAUUAGUAAUAAAUAAUGAAAUAUUAAAGCCAAUAAUAGCGAAAAAAUCGUCUGUACCAAUACCCAUAGAGCUCAUAGUGGUUAUUAUAGGUACACUAUGUUCGCAAUAUUUAAAUUUACAAAAAGUUUACGAUUUAAAAGUGAUAGGGGACAUUCCCAAGGGAUUUCCCCAACCUGAAUUUCCGCCAUUACCUCUACUUUCGAAAAUUAUAACCGAUGGUAUUUCCACUUCGAUCGUUUCGUAUGCUAUAACGAUAUCCCUGAUGAUGAUACUAGCUCAAAAAGGAAACUACGAAGUAGACGCGAAUCAAGAAUUAUUAGCAAUGGGUUUGGGUAACGCGGCGGGUUCCUGUUUUUCUUGUAUGCCGUUUUGCGCUUCGUUAUCCAGAUCGAUGAUACAGGAAGUUGUCGGUGGGAAAACCCAAUUGGUUUCCGUUAUUUCUUCAAUACUUUUAACGGUUACUCUUUUAUGGAUAGCACCGUUUUUCGAACCUCUACCUAAAUGCGUCCUGGCGAGCGUUAUAGUGGUUUCGUUGAAAAGUAUGUUGAUACAAGUUACGGAAUUGAUACAAUUUUGGAAAAUGAGUAAACUAGACGCCGUCGUAUGGAUAGCGACGUUCUUAUCGGUAGCUUUCGUCAGCAUGGAAAUAGCUCUACUAGUAGGAAUCGGUUUAUCGCUAACGUCCAUCAUUUUAACAAAUUUUAAACCGUACACGUGUUUAUUAGGAUCAGUUCCUAACACGGAUAUUUAUUUAGACAUAAACAAAUACAAAAAAGCGGUCGAAAUUGUUGGUAUUAAAAUUUUCCAUUAUUGCGGAUCGUUGAAUUUCGUAACAAGAACGACGUUUCGGAAUCAAUUGUACAAAUUGAUCGAGUUGAAUCCGCAAAAAGAGAAAAUUCUUCGAACUAAAUUGGACAAAUUGAAAAUUAAAAUGGCAGAAUCGGCUUUGAACGAUCACAAAGACAAAAUGAAAAAACUGCAACGGAAAAUCAACUCGGAAAUAAAAUGUAUCGUUUUGGAUUUUUCUUCUGUGAGCGGAUUGGACGCGUGCGGCGCCGCCAUGCUGAAAAACGAGAUAAACGAAUUCGAGAAAUUGAAUAUCACCCUGUAUAUAGCCGCUUGUUCAGAUCGAGUUUAUAAUCUUUUGGAAAAGUGCGAUCUCGUUUCAAAAGAAAAAAAUUCUUUACGCGUGUUUUUCAGUAUACACGACGCCGUGGAAACUGCUUCUAAUACCAUCAAAUUCAAUCACCACAUCCAAACCAACCCCGUAGAUUUCACCCUUAACGAAUAUCAACCUUAAACUGACUUUUUUUGUAUUUAAAUAUUUAUUUAUUAAUAAAAAAACGUCGUAUAAAU
Messenger RNA from Diorhabda sublineata, 2779 nucleotides. RefSeq names its product sulfate transporter-like. Lineage: Eukaryota; Metazoa; Arthropoda; Insecta; Coleoptera; Chrysomelidae. Gene Ontology annotation, molecular function: oxalate transmembrane transporter activity; bicarbonate transmembrane transporter activity; sulfate transmembrane transporter activity. The record is from RefSeq and is a predicted model, not a curated record. Gene Ontology annotation, biological process: transmembrane transport. The coding region runs from base 642 to 2723 and encodes 693 amino acids. The transcript has 13 exons. Gene Ontology annotation, cellular component: membrane.